GUGACCUCGCUGGGAUUUUCCUUUCCCAAACCUGAGCUGAUCUCCUACCUGGAAAGAGGGGAAGAGCCGUGGGUCCCAGAUCUCCAGGUCUGCGAGGAAAGAGAGUGCCUGAGAGGUGAUUGCACAGCAGGUGCUGAGCGAGGGAGUGAGAACGAGAAGGGGAAUCAUCAUCAGCAAGUUGCUGGGAAAGUGGAACCACAGGGGACCUUUGUAGAAAGAGCUGAAGGGAAUUUUUCCCAGUGCUGGGAACAGGGAGAAACUUGUGGAAAUUGGCACAGGUCAAAGAAGCUGCAGGGAAACCACCCAAAAAAGAAAGUGGAUGAAUCAAAUUCCAAGGAAGACAAAUGCUGUGAAUGCCUUGGCUUGGGGAAAGGAUUCAUUCUGAGAUCACAUCAGACAAUCCAUACCGGAGAGAAACCCCUUCAGUGCUUGGACGGUGGACAAAACUUCAGUAAUCGCUCAGACCUGAAUAACCAUGGGAGAAGCCACACAGGAAAGAAACCCUCUCAAUGCCUCGAGUGUGGGAAAUGUUUCAUUUGGAAGUCAGAACUAAUUAGACAUCAGCUAAGCCACACAGGAGAGAGACCCCAUAAGUGCUUAGACUGUGGGAAAAGUUUCAUACGGAGGUCAGAUCUUGUUAAACAUCAGGCAUUACACACAGAAGAGGAACCCCAUAAGUGGUUAGUCUGUGGAAAAAGUUUCCUAUGGCGGUCAGACCUUAUUCAGCAUCAGAGAAUCCACACAGGAGAGAGACCUCACAAGUGCUUGGACUGUGGGAAAAGUUUCAAACGGAGGUCAGUUCUUUUUAAACAUCAGGCAUUACACAGAGGAGAGGGACCCCAUAAAUGUUUAGUCUGUGGAAAAUGUUUUGUAUGGAGGUCAGACCUUGUUAAACAUCAGGCAUUCCACACAGGAGAGAGACCCCAUAAAUGUUUAGAUUGUGAGAAAAGAUUCAUACGGAGGUCAGACCUUGUUAAACAUCAGGCAAUUCACACAGGAGAGAGACCCCAGAAGUGCAUGGAAUGUGGAAAAAGUUUCAUAUGGAGGUCAGACCUUCUUAUACAUCAGCGAAUCCACACAGGAAAUAGACCACACAAGUGUUUAUUCUGUGGGAAAGGUUUCAUAUGGAGGUCACGCCUUCUUAAACAUCAGAGAAUCCACACAAGAGAGAGAGCUCUUACAAGUGCUUAGACUGUGUGGAAAUUUCACUUAUAAACUUCUCUGACGCAGAGACAGAAAGUGUUUAGGAAAUUGCAUGUAAUUGACCUAGAUUCAACCUUUAGAGACAUGCUAGAAAAGUGUGUCCUCCUCAGAGAAACUAGAGCUUCGAAAGGUAAACGUGUAUUGUUAAAGACAUGGAAGAUGGUAACUGUAGUAGUCUCUGUUUAGCUGUAUCUUGUUAGAGGUUAACAAUGGAAAUAAACAGUUACUGUCUAGGGCUCUAUUUGUGAAUUCAGAGAUCAAAAGGGAAUAUUAACAUUUACAUAAAACUUGGCUGUAAUAAUGUCAUUGUCUGUCUCCUGAAAGUUUGUGGUAAACUGUCUAUGAACUGCUUUAUAGAGAAUCACCUUGUGUUAAUCCAUGUAAUUAAUUACCAGUGAUGUUUACGAAAUAGGUCACUUCAGAAGCCUGUUGUUCAGCCAAGGACUGUGUGUUGUCUAGACGCCGCAAAAAUUAUCCUUUUGUCUCUGAUCUACGUAAGCAGGUUUGGAGGGGGAGUUUUGGGGGGGGAUUAGGGGGAGUCAGAAGACAGCGAUCUCCAGUCCCUUCUGGACCACCCAGACAUUGAAAUUGGACAUUGGACUAGAACUUGAUGAAAUGAUUCUGUAAAGGACUCUUUGCAAUUCUAAAGCAUCAUCUCAACGGUGAAACUGACCUAAGGACUCUCUGCAUCUCUGUAUGGAUAAUGAUCGUUUAAGCAGCACACUCUCUCUUUUCUUCUUUUAAUAGAUCUUAGUUGCGUUAAUAAGAAUUGGCUGUAAGUGUGUAUUUGGGUCAGAACUGAAGUAUUCCUUCACUUGGUGGAUAGUGUAUAGGAUCCUUUGGGAUUGGUGGAACUUUUUAAUAGAUUUUUCCGCAAUCCCCAUCAUGUUGAAGUGAGCUGUCUGGGAGGGAGCCCAAGGCUGGGUUGCUGUAACGGAGCUGUGCUUUGGCCUCUGUGUAGCAGUAAGGUAUUGCAGGAGCGGCUUUGUUGCUGGCUUGGUGAAUCUAAAGAUUGCAAUAUCCCCUUUUUGAGGAUUGUCGGCCCCAUUCUUUGCAGUUUGUCCUAUUUGAACAAUCGCAGUGUGGAUCCCUGGAACCCUGGUCACAAUUACAUAAAUGCCUAGCGUGUGGGGAAAGUUUUAUUCAGCUGUCGUGAAACACACCCUGCAGAUCACAGGCCACCAUCAACAGAGGUGGGGGAAUCCACCAAAGGUCCCCAAUUCUCAUGGGCCCAUGGCUCCCAACUCUUCCCGGACACUGGGGAAUGCCCCACGGGUCCCCACUACCUGUGGGCAUUGUGGAAUAGCUCCCAGUUUCCAGUCGCCAUGCAAAUCUGCCCCCAGCACAAGGUGCAGGGCGGAAAUCCUUUAGGCAUCUGGGUGAGGAGGAUAUGGAACUUGGGG
Molecule: messenger RNA, 2606 nt
Organism: Gopherus evgoodei (Goodes thornscrub tortoise)
Lineage: Eukaryota; Metazoa; Chordata; Testudines; Testudinidae
Product: zinc finger protein 790-like
Exons: 4
Biological process (GO): regulation of transcription by RNA polymerase II
Molecular function (GO): DNA-binding transcription factor activity; RNA polymerase II cis-regulatory region sequence-specific DNA binding
Source: RefSeq, a predicted model, not a curated record